This is a messenger RNA of Scleropages formosus (Asian bonytongue), 1798 nucleotides long. It is a transcript of the gene fjx1, whose product is annotated as four-jointed box kinase 1. The transcript has a single exon. Gene Ontology annotation, biological process: cell-cell signaling. The coding region runs from base 308 to 1648 and encodes 446 amino acids. Lineage: Eukaryota; Metazoa; Chordata; Actinopteri; Osteoglossiformes; Osteoglossidae. The record is from RefSeq and is a predicted model, not a curated record.
GAGAUGGAGAGAGGCAGGGUUCCCGUGCGCUGAGCGCGUCCACGCAGCGCGCGAAACCAGUGACCCACAGCGAGUGUGUCUCGGCGCCAGUCGCACAUAGCGGGCGGGGGGACAGGAUGAUUCUGUGAGAUCACAUUAAAAUGGGAUCAGUUUCGCGGAGAGCGCGGCUCGGAUUUCCACGGAACGGUCGGCGGCGGAGCGCAACAAGGGGCUGCGAGUGACACUUAGAAACACGGGACGGGGCAGGACGGACUGUCACUCCUUCCGCGGGGGUCCCUGCAGCGCGGGCAGGCGACUUUUUGGUACCAUGAUCAUGAUGAUGAGGAUGAGCGGUGACUUUGCGCGUGCCCUCACACUCCUGCUUCUGUGCGCUUCCGUCUGCCUGUGGAUCCGGACUGACCGCUGGCUGGAUGGGCUGCACGCGAGCAGCGGGUCUCCCGUGUCGGGUGGCGCGCGCUCUCUCCACGGACAUGCGGAUCGGAAUUCUCCCAAAACUUUCCGCGCGCUCUUGGCUCUCCCUGGCGCGCAGGCUGCUGUGCGCGCGGGGGGGAAGGCGACGCGCACCCGUGCCCGAGCCCGAGCCCGCGGUGGACCCGAGGUCCUGUCUGCAGCUCUGAGAAAGACACGGGACGAGACAAACGAAACCCACACGCGAGCCAGUUCCACGCAAAGCCGGGGGAGAAACGUCACGGCCAGUUCCGCUGGGUUACUGCAGGACGGGGUGUUCUGGAGCGAGUGGCUCGAGGAUCUGCUCCCCAGCGCGUUCACAGAGCAGCGCGCCCGCGCAUGGAGGGACGGGGUCAGAGAUCGGAGCGUCGUGGUCUUGGAGUCGGGCUGCGGGAGACCCUCUAACCGGCUCGCCGUGUUCGCGGACGGGGCCAGAGCGUGUGUGCGCUACGGCAUCAGCGCGGAGCAGGUGCAGGGCGAAACCCUGUCCUACUACCUGGCCACUUUAUUAGGUAUAGGCAAUCUGCCGCCGCUCGCGCUCUCCCGGCUGGACCCCACCGGGGAGCAGUGGGCGGCCGUGACGGACAGCAUGGGCGCCCUGCAGUGGGCCGUGAGCUCGCUCGUGUCGCUCACCGAGUGGAUCCCCGGUCUGACCGGCGCCGUCGUGCCGGGACCCCUGCGGCAAGGCGGGGAGGGGCUGCACCCGUUACGGGAGGACCUGCUUUCCGCGACAGUGACGGAGCUGCUGGAGCUCGUAGAGUGGAGCGACCUCAUUGCGUUCGACUUCCUCACGGCCAACUUCGACCGGCUCGCGAGCAACCUGUUCAGCCUCCAGUGGGACCCGCGCGCCACCGAGAGGAACGUGAGCAACCUGCACAAGACGCCCAGCGGCCGCCUCUUGUUCAUUGACAACGAGGCGGGCCUCGUGCACGGCUACCGCGUGCUGCGCAUGUGGGAGCGGUACCACGCGACGGCGCUCGGCGCGCUCUGCGUGUUUCGGCGGGAGACGGCGCGGCGCGUGAGUCGGCUGCACAGCCUGAGGGAUGUGCGUCAGCGGCUCCUCGCGCUGCUGCGGGAUAACGAGCCCCUGGCGCCCGAACUGGGCUUCCUGUCGGACGAGCACGCCGAGAUUUUGCAGAGCAGAAUCGACAUUUUGCACGAACACAUACAGCGCUGCAAGGCUAAAUACAGCUCAACGUGAAGGGCCCGUGACCUUUCUUGUGUACGUCACGCUCGUCUCCACCAAUCACCGGGUUUCCCGCGCGUCGCGCGCCUCUCUGGGCCACCAGAGCUCGGUGUUCGCACGUUAAAAAUGUUUCGGUAGAAUAUAUGUUUCCAUAAAGGAAACAGA